This is a messenger RNA of Mytilus trossulus (common blue mussel), 982 nucleotides long. RefSeq lists its product as uncharacterized. The transcript is spliced from 4 exons. Gene Ontology annotation, cellular component: nucleus; cytoplasm. Lineage: Eukaryota; Metazoa; Mollusca; Bivalvia; Mytilida; Mytilidae. The record is from RefSeq and is a predicted model, not a curated record. Gene Ontology annotation, molecular function: cysteine-type endopeptidase inhibitor activity involved in apoptotic process. Gene Ontology annotation, biological process: regulation of cell cycle; negative regulation of apoptotic process. The coding region runs from base 56 to 982 and encodes 308 amino acids.
AAAUGGGAAUACAGAACAGGCCUGCGACGAGAAAAGGUCUUCAGAUUUGUCGAUCAUGUGUACAGAUGAUGGAAAUAAUGCAAUGACUGCGAACUUGAUUGUGUCCAAUAAUAACAAUGAUGAACAACUAAAUAAUCAGUCAAGAACCAUAGGACAAGCUAUACAAAUAGAAACAUCUUCGGAGGCAAAUGGAAAUGAAUUAUAUCCAUACAUUUCUGAAAAGUAUGGUUUAUCUCGAGGGAAAGGUUAUUCUGACAAUGUUAUAAGAAGAGAAUAUGGCGUGUCAAACAAUCAAAACAGCGAAUCACAAGGUACGGGAACUCACGAGUCAAUCACGAAUGGAAGUCAAAUGUUCCCUGCACCUUAUACAAGAGAAAUAUCAGUCGACGGUUAUACAAACAUAACUGAUAGUUUUAACAUUCUCUCUCUAGAAUCUGGAGAGCAAAUGCCAUAUUUAUCUAGUGUAACUCAAAAUCCACGUAACAACCUGCCUUCUGUAAGCCACCAACCGAUGAUAACACAGAACGGAUCAUUGAAAAGCAAUCAAGAACAAUUAACUUUUAAAUACGACGGUAGACUGAUGAAAACAAAAUAUCCAAAUUACGAGCCAUUGCAAAAAAGGAGAGAUUCUUAUUUUGACUGGCCAGCAAACAGGGAUUUCCUUCAUCCUUAUGAUCUCGCUGAAUGCGGAUUUUUCUUCACCCAUUUUGAAGACUGUGUUAGAUGUUUCCAGUGCGGCAUUGGUUUAAGGAACUGGGAAGACAAUGAUAAUGUGUGGGUCGAACAUGCACGAUGGUCACAAAAAUGUCAGUACCUCACUUUACGGAAAGGAACAGAAUUCAUUGAUACCGUUGUACAAAUGUUAGGAUUAAACACCCCUUUUCCUUCAAAUUUCUUCAUUGUAGGAAGUACUGCUAUUAUGUAUUGUGAUGAAUUCAACUAUGCUCGAUCCAUGUCGAAGUUAAUUAUACAUGACCCAUAA